Pelodiscus sinensis (Chinese soft-shelled turtle) is the source of this 4106-nucleotide messenger RNA. Lineage: Eukaryota; Metazoa; Chordata; Testudines; Trionychidae. The record is from RefSeq and is a predicted model, not a curated record.
AGAGGACUUCAAAGAGAUUUCUCCACAGCUGUCUUUUCCUCUGGCUUGUUUUUCCGUUGGAAAUCCAGGUGUGGCGUAGCCGGGCGGAGGCUCUGUGGUGACUGCGGAGAAGAAACCUUGAUGGAUACCCGGACGGCUACCGCUGAGCUGGGCUGGACUGCAAACCCUCCUUCCGGGUGGGAAGAAGUCAGUGGCUACGACGAGAACCUCAACACCAUCCGCACCUACCAGGUGUGCAACGUCUUCGAACCCAAUCAGAACAACUGGCUCCUCACCACCUUCAUAAACCGGCGCGGUGCCCACCGCAUCUACACCGAGAUGCGCUUCACCGUGCGGGACUGCAGCAGCCUCCCCAACGUCCCCGGCUCCUGCAAGGAGACCUUCAACCUGUACUACUACGAGACAGACUCCGUCAUUGCCACCAAGAAGUCGGCUUUCUGGACGGAGGCGCCCUACCUCAAAGUGGACACCAUUGCGGCUGACGAGAGCUUCUCCCAGGUGGACUUUGGGGGUCGGUUGAUGAAGGUGAACACGGAGGUGCGGAGCUUUGGACCCCUCACCCGCAAUGGCUUUUACCUCGCCUUCCAGGACUAUGGGGCCUGCAUGUCAUUGCUCUCGGUCAGGGUCUUCUUCAAGAAGUGCCCGAGCGUAGUGCAGAACUUUGCCAUCUUCCCAGAGACCAUGACUGGGGCGGAGAGCACCUCUCUGGUGAUUGCUCGUGGCACCUGCAUUCCCAAUGCCGAGGAGGUGGAUGUGCCCAUCAAGCUGUACUGCAAUGGCGACGGGGAGUGGAUGGUUCCCAUUGGCCGCUGCACGUGCAAGGCCGGUUACGAGGCGGAGAACAACGUGGCCUGCAAAGCUUGCCCGGCGGGGAUGUUUAAGGCCAACCAGGGUGUGGGGACCUGUGCCCAGUGCCCCACCAACAGCCGCUCUACGUCGGAGGCCUCUCCCAUCUGCACCUGCCGCAACGGCUACUACCCGGGAAACACCCCCACCAACCAAGCCGCUCCCUCCACUGUUCCCAUCAUGCACCAGGUAAGUGCCACCAUGAGGAGCAUCACGCUGUCGUGGCCCCAGCCAGAGCAGCCCAACGGCAUCAUCCUGGACUACGAGCUGCGUUACUACGAGAAGGUGAGCCGGAUCUGCCACCCCGAGAUCAGCGGCGCAGCCGGCUUGCGACCAGCCACCGACCACAGCGAGUACAAUUCCUCCAUGGCCAAGAGCCAGACCAACACGGCCAGGAUCGAGGGCCUGCGGCCCGGCAUGGUGUACGUAGUGCAGGUGCGGGCCCGCACCGUGGCUGGCUACGGGAAGUACAGCGGGAAAAUGUGCUUCCAAACGCUGACAGAUGAUGACUACAAGUCGGAGCUGAGAGAGCAGCUGCCUUUGAUCGCGGGGUCUGCGGCUGCUGGCGUGGUCUUCAUUGUCUCGCUGGUGGCUAUUUCCAUCGUCUGCAGCAGGAAGCGGGCUUACAGCAAAGAGGCCGUGUACAGUGAUAAAUUACAGCACUACAGCACCGGCCGAGGCUCCCCGGGGAUGAAGAUCUACAUCGACCCCUUCACUUACGAGGACCCCAACGAGGCUGUCCGCGAGUUUGCCAAGGAGAUCGACGUGUCCUUCGUGAAGAUUGAAGAGGUCAUUGGAGCAGGGGAGUUUGGAGAAGUGUACAAAGGCCGCUUGAAGCUGCCCAGCAAGCGGGAAAUCUACGUGGCCAUUAAGACGCUAAAGGCUGGCUACUCGGAGAAGCAGCGCCGGGACUUCCUGAGCGAGGCCAGCAUCAUGGGCCAGUUUGACCACCCCAACAUCAUCCGGCUGGAAGGAGUGGUGACCAAGAGCCGGCCGGUCAUGAUCAUCACCGAGUUCAUGGAGAACGGGGCUCUGGACUCGUUCCUGAGGCAAAACGAUGGGCAGUUCACGGUCAUCCAGCUGGUGGGCAUGCUGCGGGGCAUCGCGGCGGGAAUGAAGUACCUGGCGGAGAUGAACUAUGUGCACCGGGACCUGGCCGCCAGAAACAUCCUGGUCAACAGUAACUUGGUGUGCAAAGUGUCCGACUUUGGCCUCUCCCGCUACCUGCAAGAUGAUACCUCAGACCCCACCUACACCAGCUCCUUGGGUGGGAAGAUCCCGGUGCGGUGGACAGCGCCUGAGGCCAUCGCCUACCGCAAGUUCACCUCCGCCAGCGAUGUCUGGAGCUACGGCAUCGUCAUGUGGGAAGUGAUGUCCUUCGGCGAGAGGCCGUACUGGGACAUGUCCAACCAAGAUGUCAUCAAUGCCAUUGAGCAAGACUACCGUCUUCCCCCUCCGAUGGACUGCCCGGCUGCGCUUCACCAGCUCAUGCUGGACUGCUGGCAGAAAGACCGCAACACCCGCCCUCGCUUCACAGAGAUCGUCAACACCUUAGACAAAAUGAUCCGCAACCCAGCAAGCCUCAAAACUGUGGCUACCAUCACCGCUGUGCCUUCUCAGCCACUUUUAGACCGCUCCAUCCCAGACUUCACUGCCUUUACCUCAGUAGAAGAUUGGUUAAGCGCCAUUAAAAUGAACCAGUACAGAGACAGCUUCCUGACUGCUGGCUUCACCUCCCUGCAGCUUGUUGCCCAGAUGACCUCAGAAGACCUUCUGAGAAUAGGGGUGACUUUGGCUGGACACCAGAAGAAGAUUCUGAACAGCGUCCAGUCUAUGAGAGUACAGAUGAGUCAGUCUCCGACCUCGAUGGCAUGACGUCUCUCGUUUUGCGGGGUUGGGAAAGGGAGGGGAAGCAAGGAAGGGUCAGAGGUGGGAGGGAAGGAACAGACUGACAAAGCAGUGAAACAUGUGGAAAGGUUGAAUGAUCGUCUGAGAACUGUAGCAGCUGCAGACAAAGAACACACGGGACUCGUUUCUAACCGGCAGCUUCCGUUUCUCGCUAACAGAAGCACACUUACCGAUGCCAGGGGAAACCGCGUAUUAAAUACAUAUAAAUAUGUACAAAUCAUAUAUUUAAAAGACAAUGAAGACAAACCAAUGUGUGUUGGGAAAAUAAUAGACUCCAAUCCUACCACCAGUGAGCAGUAGUCAAAACUGAUGAAGAAACAAGGGGCCAAUGGGGAGGGGAGAAGUGCAAGAAUUGAGUUUUCAAACCCAGAGAAACCAUCUUCAGCAACGACAGUCCUUUUCUUUUCUUCUUUGGCUCCCCUCCCUGACCCUCUUUCCCACACCCCGUUCCCUUUCUACUCAUGGUCUAUAUGUGGAAAUGUCUUCAAAGGUCUCCACAGCUACCUACUGUGAUAUUGUUCCGUCAGCUACCAAAAGACUUCACUGACCACUGCAUGGGGGAUCCAAAUCAAUCCAGUUAAUGUCUUCAUAUUGAAGAAGAGAUGUACCUUCAAUAGAAAAUCUUGUUUUUCUUUUGCUUGCAUUUUUUUGCAAAAAGGAAAAAAAAAACAUAAUGGAAAAAAGCGUUCCCGUGUGCGCGCAUGCGCGUUUCUAUGUGUACUUUGUCAACUUACUGUGGAUUCACUGCUUCUCCGUUACAGAGAAAACAAACCAACCCCAAGUGCGACGGAUGGUAAAUUCGUAACCUCCAGCGGAACUGGUGGUGUGGGGGAAAGAGGGACAAGUGUUUGGCUUUGCCUUCUGUCUGGAUCAAUUGCACCUGGAAUGGUUAGUGAGAAAUAAGAGAAAAAUAAAGCGAACCCAACUCGGUGGUUUGCAAACCUGGAGGAAGAAGCCAAGGAACGCUCCGGUUGGGUAUUGUGCUGGUUUCAUAGGGGAUUAUUCUGAGAUUUACAGUGUUUGUUAUGGGAUUAUUGAUUGAAGAGGCAACAGGAAAAGAAGACUGAGAAAGACACUCUGGAAAAUAGACUGGUUAGUCCUCCAUCAUCUCAGUGAUCUGCAGAAGAUUGCUAUGGAGAACUUUUUUUUUUUUCCAUCGUGUGGACCUAAGGAUUUGGCUAUUAAAUUACUGACUUAGGUUUCAUGGCUUCAGAGGGGGAGUACAUCAGUAAUUCAUCUCCCACGGAAACGGAGACAGAGCAGCACCGCUCACCACCGCUCUGCCCUCCUCCGUUUCCUCUAGCAGAGCAGCCCGCAUGACCACAAGAGGAAUGCUGCCCUCUCCACAGCAA